CGCGGCCGCUCCUCCCCACUGCGCACAGCGGCGUCUUCCGGGCCGGCACGCCGGCGAUGAUGGUGCAUUCGGUGAGAAACCGGCAGCAGCCCUUCAGCGGCUGGUCUCGCUCCACUCGCCAGACGUCGACGUCGACGACCACCUCGCAGUUCCUCGAGGCGCAGAAGCCUCGGUCGAUGGCGGCCGCGUGGAUCGACGGCGGCGUCCCGCGGUGGGUGACGCUGGUAGACGAGGUCCUCUUCGUCGUCGCGUCGGCCGCCUUCAUCAAAGGCUCGCUCGACUUCUUCCCCGGCGUGCCGCUGCAGUCGUACAUCGAGGGCAUCAACCUCUUCUUCGCCGGCUCCGCCGUCUACACCGUCCUCGCAGUGUUUGCGGCGUACGAGAUCGUCGAGGACGCAAAGCUGUCUGGCCGCGAGGCGCCGCCCGCCAAGCUCGUGGAGCAGGCGCUCUACCUGCUCGGCUCGGUCUUCUUCCUCUUGGGCACCGCAGAGUUCACGCCGCCCGCCGAGUCGUCGGCCGAGGAUGCGGCCGUGAGCGUGAGCGUGCUCGGCCGCACCUUCUUCCUCGGCUCGGCGGCCUCCAUCCCCGAGGACACGCUCGCCAUGGGGGACGAGCUCUUCAUCCUCGGCUCCUUCCUCUUCUCGGUCGCCGCGUUCAUCUCGGCGAUCGACGUCUCGGGAGAGAGCACCGGCGACGAGGUCUCGGUGCUGCAGCGACGCACCUCCGUCGCCGUCGCCUCGCUCUUCGAGCUCGGCGGCUCGGGGGGGAGGAGCGCUGCUUCACGGCUAGGGAGUGCCGUGCGCCUAGGCACGCCCUGCUUCUACCCCGCCGGGCCGAUGGGGAUGAGCGCGUGCCCCGAGGGGACCGAGACGCUGACGAGAGUCGGCGCCGCGCUCUUCGUCGCCGGCUCCGCUCGCUCAUCAUCCUCGCCUUCGAGGCGUGGCUCACCUUCCGGGGAGACGAGCCGGGCCCCGACCCGCGCGCGGCGGGCGGCGUGGGCAGCCGGCAAGGAGGAGGGGCGGGGCUGCAGGCCGGCGUGCCGCCGACACGGUGACGGGUCAGCAAUCAGAGACGGAGAGAGGAGGGCCGGGGGCCGCAGUAGUAGCCAGUACGAUGUGGGCCGACAAUUAUGUCAACGUACACACACACACACACACACACACACACACAGUGGAGAGAUAGCAUAACUGAAUCAAAAGGCUGUGAAUCGUCUCGACACCACGCACGACGUGCGGAGAGCGUGUCAAGUCACAAGUGCACGUUUACACACACGUACGACAUAGCACAAACCCCCCAGUGCACGGGCGUCAUGCUUUUAUAAUUACCCCACCUACCUAUA
This is a messenger RNA of Emiliania huxleyi CCMP1516, 1339 nucleotides long. RefSeq lists its product as hypothetical. Lineage: Eukaryota; Haptophyta; Isochrysidales; Noelaerhabdaceae. Bases 57 to 1187 code for a protein of 376 amino acids. The record is from RefSeq and is a predicted model, not a curated record. The transcript is spliced from 5 exons.